AUGGUUGCGAGUGCGGACGGCGACCUCUAUGCCCCAUACGCUCAGCUCCCCGUUGUCGAGGACGGUAUCCAGUCCUCCGAGGACGGCUCAGAGCUCCACUCGCCUAUCUUCGAUGGUCCAUAUCCCAGCACCCAUGACGCCCGGUACCACUUUGGCCCUCUCGACCUCCACGGCGUCGACCAGCCACUCAUCCCAAGCGCCUUCGAUCGUCCUUACGACCCGCCUCACGCUAGCGCCCAUGUCCGAGAUCCACAACUCCUCCAUUCGUUACAGCCACCGAAUUCAUCCGUCUCUGGCUUACCAUACAUGCUGGCUGACCAUCAUCACAUCGUCAACAUAGGCGACAGUCCCUCCAGCCUCGCCAUCACCCCUCCCAAUGCCGAGUAUACUUUCAGCUUGCCGCAGAACAGAAUUUCCGAGCCGUUCGCCGAUGCGCAACAUACGUACUCAUCGCGCAGCAAUUCUUCCUCGUCGUCGAGCGACCGAUCACCCCAAAUAACACUGGGAACGUCUGUACAGAGGGCCCCUGCGGCGGUCCCGCCUCCCGCUACCGGGCCGGCACGUCCCGUGCGCAGGGAAGCUUCCAGCGUCGUCGUCGCAUGUCGUCAAUGCCGUGCGCGUAAAAUCCGUUGCGACUCGACACGGCCAGUGUGCCACAACUGCACCCGCCGGAAUAAUGAAUGCGAAUACGACGCUGUGCCCAAACGCAGGGGUCCGGACAAACGUCCAGGCACCCGCCAGCGCUCCUGCAAGAAACGUCCGGUCGACGAUGACGUCCCACCACCGCGCAAGAAGCGCAAGGCGGUGGAUGAUUUUGACGCUGCUGCCAUGUCUUCAGACAAAACUGAGGACUUUACCAGCACACCCAUGGUUCCGAGCGUCAGUGGAAAAUCCGCGAUGCCCAGGCCCAUUGUCCCAUCCACCUCGUCGAAUGGCAAUGACGGAGCGCCUGAGGACUUGAUUGUCCUCGACACUUCGACAAUUCCGCAGCAAAGUCUACCUUCGGCGAAAGUGAGUGUGGGCGUGGAUACCGCGUCCCGCCAGGGUAUGGUCAUGCAUUGUGGGCAAAAUGCCCGCGCCUUGUCGCCCCGCAGCCGCCCCUCGAUUGGGUAUUAUGCGGCGUCGAUGCUCGCUGCGAAUCGGUACUCGCACCCUCUUGACGCUGUUCAGAGCCAGCAGCAGGACGUGCAGAAUAGAUCUAUGCAUAUUCCGCCUUCUCCGUCGAUGGAAUAUUUGCGCACAACGUUUUGGGAGCAGCUCGCUAUGACAUAUUCGAUGAGAGAGCUCACCGACGAGCUCAAGUUUGUUUUCAUCGCAGGCGGCUAUUGGCUCUCGUUCUUCCAUCUCCCGACGUUCCUCCUAGAUCUACAUAAUAGUGAUCGUCGCUCUCGCACCCAGCCAGCUUUGAUCAUGUCUGGUCUUGCAUUGGCGACGCUCAUGAAGUCAAGUCAGAUUGAGCAGGGUGCUGAAGGGCGUAGCCGUGCACUUUAUCUCCGUGAUUCAGCGCAGGCACUGCUGGAGGCGGCAUGCAACACCCAAUCGAUUGAUUACAGACUUGCUGAAGCUGCUCUGAUCCUCGCACUCUUCGAGUCUUCCUGCCAUCCGCAGUACACGCCUGAGCGUGCAGCGAAUGCGCUGCAGUUCCUCGACCGGAUCAUCCAAGUUCUGUCGCUGUGCUCCGUAGACAUCCACAAUCCGGACACGUCCAUGUUUGGAUCAGUCUCGGUGCCUGUGGUUUACAUGCCGGGCAAUUACCGGCCGCCGAAGAAGUGUUCAUGUACGCCAAUGUCGCACAGCCCGGGCUCGGAUCCCAUCCACGAUCGCUGCCCGUGCUUCUCGUACAACCCACCGUGGGACCCCAACUGGAGCGAGGCGGAGCUCCGUAGGGAGGAGUGUCGCCGCCUGUGCUGGAGCGCGCUCACUCUUGUCACGAAUUACACCUUCCAGUGUGCGGCGGUCCACCAAGAACCGCAAAGCUUCGCGCUGUCGGAGCCAUCUAAUUAUGCAUUGCUCUUCCCCGGCGAGGCGUAUGAGCGCGUCCUGAGUCACAAGCAGCUGUUCAGCCACUGUCCGAAAGAGUCGCUCGGUGCUCUCAACUGCCGCAGCAUGCUACUGUUCAACGGGUGCAUCCGCCGGCGCGAUGAUCAAUGGACGCCUGAGCAGCGCACCGGGUUCGCGAUGGAGGUACUCGCCGAGACACGCUCCAUCAUGGACGCACUCGACAUGCACGAGUGCAAUCUCGACCCUGCACUCGUAUAUGGUUCUCGGGAGAUCCUGUAUAAGAUGUCGAUGACACAUGAGUUGCGUCGUCUUAGCCGGCUUCAAGAAGUCGACAGCAUCACAGCGCCGAUCUUCGAUCGCCGUCAGGCGGAGGAGUGGUUGUACCACCAGGAUCACCUCGCAAAGCUCGUCAAGGGCGCUCUACUGCAGCUUGCAGAGACCACAGGACACAUACUCUCUCGCCAUCCGUUCCAGGUCAAUUGGUUCACCGCGCAGGUUACCGUCUGCCUCGCGCUGUGGAACUUCGAUCACACCCUCACGCACGCGCUCGAGCUCGCCAAGUCUUUCCUUCUCGGGCUCGACGUAUUCAGCGCCUUGUGGCCAUGUGCAGCGCGACAUAUCCGGCGCCGGGACGAGCUCCGCAAGAGCCUCGAGGAGGCAUGCACCUGCUCCGGCUUGCGCCCGCCGCUGCCUCCGGAGCUGAACCUCCCGCCGAUGCUCAUGCUAAGAACAUGA
Molecule: messenger RNA, 2736 nt
Organism: Sparassis crispa
Lineage: Eukaryota; Fungi; Basidiomycota; Agaricomycetes; Polyporales; Sparassidaceae
Exons: 11
Coding region: 1-2736 (911 amino acids)
Biological process (GO): regulation of DNA-templated transcription
Molecular function (GO): DNA-binding transcription factor activity, RNA polymerase II-specific; zinc ion binding
Source: RefSeq, a predicted model, not a curated record